Echinococcus granulosus is the source of this 732-nucleotide messenger RNA. RefSeq names its product putative Bax inhibitor. NCBI's taxonomy places the organism in Eukaryota, Metazoa, Platyhelminthes, Cestoda, Cyclophyllidea, Taeniidae. The transcript has 7 exons. Gene Ontology annotation, cellular component: membrane. The record is from RefSeq and is a predicted model, not a curated record. The coding region runs from base 1 to 732 and encodes 243 amino acids.
AUGUCACGUACGGGGACUUCUCGUUACUUCGACCCAAAUGUGUUGUUCACAUUUCGGGAUAUAGAAAAACCUGUUCAGAUUCACCUCAAAAAUGUCUACAGUCUUCUCUCGGUGGGGCUUAUUGCGGCAUCAAUCGGGUCGUUUGUUUUUACAACUUCUUCAUUGAUCCAGCAUUGGGCUUUUAGUGUCUUGAUCCUCUCCGCAAUAGCCUCCAUCGUUUCUUGUUGUUACAUUAUGUUCACGCAACAUACCGAAUCUCAACUUUGGAGCAGAAUGACCGCCUUUUUGGUGUUCACUCUUUCGACGGGCAUCGGACUUGGACCACUAGUGAAUUUCGCCCUUCAAGUUAACCCAUCCUCUUUGUCCGCUGCACUUUUGGGAACGGCGAUUAUUUUCGUCGCCUUUACCUUCGCGUCAUUACUCACUCGUAAACGUCUUUUCGUCUACCUUGGGGGCGUUCUUGGCACGGCUAUUGGCGUCAUCUCCACCUUCGGACUAAUGAACCUCUUCUUGCGGUCGCCAGCGCUUUUCCAAGUGGAACUUUACCUCUCGUUCCUCAUUUUCUGCGGUUUUGUCGUCUACGAUACUCAACUCAUUGUCUUCAAGCGUCAGUUGGGUGAUGUGGACUUUAUAAGACACGCACUGGAUCUUUUCGUCGACGUCAUUGAACUGUUCCGUCAUCUUUUGAUUAUUCUCAACUCAAGAAGGGAACGCAAUGAACGCCGGGAGUAG